Molecule: messenger RNA, 2394 nt
Organism: Colletotrichum orchidophilum
Lineage: Eukaryota; Fungi; Ascomycota; Sordariomycetes; Glomerellales; Glomerellaceae
Product: CP2 transcription factor
Exons: 3
Coding region: 1-2394 (797 amino acids)
Biological process (GO): regulation of transcription by RNA polymerase II
Cellular component (GO): nucleus
Molecular function (GO): RNA polymerase II cis-regulatory region sequence-specific DNA binding; DNA-binding transcription activator activity, RNA polymerase II-specific
Source: RefSeq, a predicted model, not a curated record
AUGUUUCGCCAAAGAACAAGCGCCCAAAAACCCGGCGAUGAACUGCUGGCCACUUUUCGAAAGCAGUUCCCCGAGGUAGCUGUUACGACCACAGGCCCAGUCGGCGCCGCGAGCGCCGCCGUUGUUGAUAACACGGGCAUGGUUCCGUCCAUCCCGGGAGUGCAAGAAAGCCUCAGCCAUGAGGCUUUCAGGGACCAAGACCCAACACCUAGAGCCACGAAUGAGCCAUGGAGAUUCACUCCAUCGCUGCUUGACCCCAACUCUUUCUCCUUCACCAACUUCGCCAAUGCGCCGCCCGGUUACUAUACUCCCACACCGGGAGGCACCAACACCAUCUAUCAUCCCCAAGCUGGUGACUUGCACACGCCCACCCUGGGUCUCGGCAUGGGGCUCGGGACUCCGCUGUCGAUGCCCACGUCUGAAGGCGCAAUGCACGCCGGACAGCCCAUGAUGGAUCUUGCCGGGUUCCAGGGAAUGCAAGGAAUGCACCACCCUCAGCAAUUCCAGCAACCGUUUCACCCCUUCAUCCAGCAUCCGACACACCAGCAAUCUUUUGCUCCCUCAUCGUUUGUCCAUCAAGACACCGGAUACGAGACUAUGGAACAAGACGGAUCGCCAAUGAACUCUGAUCCAUCCGAAGAACGAAUGGCUUCUAUCGACAGCGCAUUUCACAACUCACCUAUGGUUGGUUUCCAGGGAAGUCAAUUCGGAGGCAUGCCCAUGGCCGCGGUCUUGCCCCCAUCUGCCGAGAAGUUCCGUUUUCAUGCUACUCUUAAUGCCCCCACCGCCAUGAUCAAACACGCGGACGAGAUUCCUGUCACGUAUCUCAACAAGGGCCAAGCCUACUCCCUCUCCGUUGUCGACACCAAUGCUACGAUGCCCGUGGCCCCGGGAACCAAGUUUCGGACUUUCGUCCGCAUCUCUUUCGAAGACGAGCAGCAGAGACAGAAACCCGGUGUAUGCUGGGCUUUAUGGAAAGAGGGAAGAGGUACAAACGAAGCCCAUCAACGAGGUGGAAAAUUGCAGGCCGUGGAGUACGUCGAGGCAGGCCAGCCAACCGAAGGCGACGACAAGAGGACCCGUGUUGAACUGGAAACGUCUUCAUUUGACGGCUUCUCAGUGGUUUGGACACCCGGCAUCAACGGCGCCCCCGAGUGCAACAUUGCUGUACGCUUCAACUUUCUGUCAACCGACUUCAGCCACUCCAAGGGUGUCAAGGGCAUUCCCGUGAGACUUUGCACCAAGACCAGCACGUUCCCGAUAGACACUGCGCAGCCAGCAGCCGACGCCAAUCCAGAGAUUUGUUUCUGCAAGGUCAAGCUGUUCCGCGACCAUGGUGCCGAACGCAAACUUUCCAACGAUGUGGCACACGUCAAGAAGACAAUCGACAAGCUCAAGCAACAGAUAACCCAAGCGGAGAGUGGUAUGAAAGAUUUUGGAAAACGAAAGAGGUCCAACGCUGCAGCUCAAGUCAAGGGUGCAGACCAGCGACCUGGCAAGGUGCAGAAGCACAAGCGAACGUGGUCCAUGUCCUCAACCAGCUCAGCUGGUGGCGGAGCUCGUCCUCCUCUCGAGGAAGACUUGCACUUCAAGCUUCAAACCCUGCAGGACAUGUUUACCAGUACCCGACCUGUGAGCGUGUUAUACCUGCGCGGCGAAGACCUCGAUGAUCCCGACCUUCACCCCGUGUCUCUCCCCGGGGAACAAGGCGAACUUGCCAAGGUGGAAUCCCGUGAAGGCCCUGCCUGGCAAGCACGGAGUGGCCGCAGUUCCGUUGCCGGCUCGUCUCUGGUGUCACCUUCGCCGAGCUCCCUAUCGCUAGCUUCCCAGGCGUCAGUGGUCCCUCAUAGGCAAUGGACAGGUUUCGAGGGCGAAGGUUCUGGUGAACCUGCAUCCCGGCAAGGAUCGGACCAACCCACAAAGGUCGCCAAAACAGACGAUGCAGGUAACUUGAGCGGCUGGAUCGAGGCACUGGGUGUGGAUCCAGCUUACCGUCCUCCGCCAGAGCGCGUGCUGAAGCCCGCGGCCUGCUUCUACGUUCUUCGACCGAACACUCUGGAGCCGGAGAAACGGGAAUACUACCGGGCUAUAUAUUUGGCCCAGAGGAAUCUCAAAGACUUCAACUACCGCGUGGCUGCAAAAUGGAACCUGGACCCUUCGAAGAUCCUGCGGACAGUCCACGUCCUUGAUCGUGGUCUCGAGGUUGAAAUAGACGACGAUGUCAUCCAAGAACUCAGAGAAGGCCAAGACAUGAUGCUUGAAAUCAAGGAGAUCUUGCCCGACAACUCUGUCCAGCCCAAACGCGAAUGGGAUAUGGCCGUUGACCCGAGCGAUGGUGACGCCAUGGACCAAUCAUCUGCACAAGGCGGCUUAGAAUUGCGCCUCAAUUUUUAA